This is a messenger RNA of Pristis pectinata (smalltooth sawfish), 6265 nucleotides long. RefSeq names its product protein prune homolog 2-like. Gene Ontology annotation, molecular function: exopolyphosphatase activity. The record is from RefSeq and is a predicted model, not a curated record. Gene Ontology annotation, cellular component: cytoplasm. The transcript is spliced from 9 exons. The coding region runs from base 83 to 6265 and encodes 2060 amino acids. Lineage: Eukaryota; Metazoa; Chordata; Chondrichthyes; Rhinopristiformes; Pristidae.
AGUCUCCAACUGGGGAUCAGGCUUGUUGCUCAGAGAUGAGACCAGCGGAGCAAACCCCAAAUAGGACUCAACUUCCUAUCGAAUGUACAGUUUAAGCGGCUAUCAAAAAAAAUCAGGAGAGAUGGAAGAAUUUUUGCAGCACACUAAGUCUAUUCUGAUUAAAAGAAGUGAGCUACCCAGAGUUCAUGCUGUACUUGGAGAUAGAGAAUGUGGCCUGGACUCUGCUGUUUCAGCCUUAGUCUACGCUUACUUCCUUUAUAAGACCCAUCCAACAGAUCAUCUUUAUGUGCCAGUGCUGAAUAUACAAAGAUCAGAAUUUCCACUUCGCAGUGAAGUUGUUUUCAUUUUACAGCAGUUGAGUAUCUCUGAAUCUUCUUUAAUAUGCAGAGAUGAUAUUGACCUCCACAUGUUGAACAGGGAAGGGAAACUGGCUUUAACACUUGUUGAUCAUAAUCGACUGACAAGUGAUGACAAAGCACUUGAUACAGCUGUUGUCAAAAUAAUUGACCACCAUGAACAGGAGCGAAUACAUUCUGAUCAUUGUGAAAUUGUCCUGGAGCCAGUGGGAUCCUGCAUUACACUAAUAGCUUCUGAGAUUCUCCAAGGAGCUCCAGAACUGCUAAACCAGCAAUUAACACAUCUUCUGAGAGGUGUAAUUAUAUUAGACUGCAUGAACGUUACUUCUGAAGCUGGAAGAGUGACUCUAAAGGAUAAAGAAAUGAUCGCUGCUCUGGAACAGAGAUUUCCUGACCUUCUUGCACAUCAAGAGGUUUUUGAUGCUUUGCAACAAGCAAAACUUGAUGUUUCUGGUUUAAGUACUGAACAGAUUUUGCUGAAAGAUCUUAAGGAACUGUUGGAAGGAGAUACAAAGCUAGCUAUUAGUACUGUGUACAUGACCCUUGAGGAUUUCCUGUCACGCCCAAAUCUUAUUGAAGAUUUAAAAAAUUUUACUGGAAGGUAUGGUUAUGAUAUUCUUGUCUUAUUGACCAUCUUCUUUGGUGAAGGAGGUGAAGCAAUUCGGCAACUUGCCAUCUAUACUGACAAUGAUGAACUCUGCAACAGGAUGUGUAACACAUUAGAAGAAUGUCAGAAUCCAUGCCUCCAACUGGAGCCCAUAGAAUAUGGGUUCCAGGAAAUCAGAGCAUAUCAACAAGGAAGUUCUUCUGACUCAUGCAAGCAAAUUCUUCCAAUUAUAAAAGACUGUAUCCAUAGGAGACAGCAAGGAAUGGCAUUGAACAGGAGAACUUCCUCCACUGAAGCUGUUAAUGGCAGUGCUCCAGUCUCAGAAGGAUCAUCUGGGGUUCUGGAUUUAUCUGGUCCUGACGUAGAUUCUCAAAACACUGAAUAUAUGGGUGACAAUCUAUUGGAAAAUUCUCAAAAUAUGAACUCUUCCUUACAAGCCCAUGGUGAUGGCAAUUUGGAUCUUAUGAGUCCAGACAGUGGACUAGCUACCAUCAGAAGCAAUCGUUCUUCAAAAGAAAGUUCAGUUUUUCUCAGUGAUGAAAGCCCAAUACGAGAAGCAGUUGUACCACCAUCCAACACUGCACAUGGGUAUGACUUAUUCAGUUCACUGCCUGAAGGUGAAUUAUUGGAAAAAAAUGUAUCAUCAGUUGUUAAUUUGAAUAAUAAUUUUGAUCUGUCUGUUCUUGAUCCAACACACUGUGAUAACACCCAAGCUAAUUUUUCAGGAGAUAAUGAAGAGUUCAUGAUGACUAAAUUGCCAAAUCUAGAUUCUACUCCUCCAAAAGGUUACUUUGUGAAAACAGCCCCAUUAAGUAAUAAUUCACCAGACUUUACUACAGAUAUAUCAAAGGAAGUUAGUAAGAUAACUGAACUGGUAAAGACAGAGGAUAUUCAUGCUUGCAGACAAGAAAAUGCUAGAGAUGAACCAGAAAAAGGUCAAAUGUUGCAACACGUGGUGGGUACUACUUUAACAUCGCAAAGCCUUUCCAAUGAUAUGAUUGAAGUGGAAAUUUUAGAUGAGAAGGUUCCUCCAACACCAAUGAACAGUCUUGUGGAAGGAUCACCUCUAGAUGAAGGUCCGCAUAAUAUUUUUGCAGAAGAUGUAAUAGAGAAAAUGAAUGGAAUUGUUACAGUUGAUUCUGAUCAGUCAGAUUCAAAGUGUAUUGGACAACAGAAUGAAUUUGAAGGAGGUUUGAAGAUGUCUAUGGCAAGCCCAGAUGCUGCCUGGGACAGAAGUCAAAAAUCAUUGAGUGUGCAUAAACAAUCUUCUGAUCUUUGGGCAGACUUUGAACAAGAAUUCAGUCAAUCUGACUUUGCACAUGGUGAUGAUAGGAAUGAAAUUGAUAUCCAGUGUAAGCAAUCUAAUGUGAAAAAUGUUGAUGAUAUAUGGAAUACCACUGGUCAAUCCAUUUUCCUAUCUUCUUCUGCUGAACCAGGGGUAUGUGAUAAGUUAGAUAAGAGUCAGUUGAAAGAAACUAACGUGCCUGGCUUCAAUAACUUUGAUCCACACUACAAAUUUGGAAACAAAACAUUAUUAGCAGACAGAUCCAUACUCAUUACUGAUUUACCAAGACAAGAGAAUAAACAACAUUAUGUAGAUGACCAGGAUAUAGACACUGAACAGAAACAGACUAUGUCAGCUGUAGAAGAUACAUUUAUUUGGGAUAAACCUACACAAGAAGUUAUUAGGCCUGUUGAAAUGUCCCCAGAGGUACCAAUGGAUUCUGAAGAGAAAAUCCAACAUACAGACACUGAAAAUCUGGAUUUCAGCAUGGUGCCCACACAGAAUAUACCUCUUUCAUCACAAAUGCCAACAAUAUUAUGUGAUCCUGUACACCACGUUCAUUUUCCUAUUGCUGUAAAUUUAUCAACAGAGGUUGAAUCAAAAGAUGAAAUUGCCCAACCAACUGAUGAAAUAUUAAAUACAUGGACAAUAUUUGAUCAGGAAACUUGGAACUCGAGUUCUGAAAGUGAAAAAAUAUGUGUUGCAGAAAAUGAUCAAAACUGCCAAAUAACUCCACAUAGACAUGACAUAAAUACUGAUUCUGAGAAGGAGAAAAGACAAUUCAUCUCUGAAAAUCCAGAUGAAAGUCUACCAUUGGAAAAGAACAUUGAAGCAUGGAAUAUUUCUCAAGAUGGUCCCAAGCAGUCACCAGUGGCAAAUCCAAAUCUUUGGAGUAGUCAUAUAGACAGCAUUAACCAUGCAGGUAUGAAACUAAACAGUGAAUCCCCUCUCCCAGUGUUUAAUACCAAUGUCCAAGGAACUGAGCACAUGCAAGAAGCACAUCAAGUUAUCAAUAGUCACGGUCAAGCAAUAUUUGAAACUGUAGGGGUACCAAAUACAGAGGAAUGGAAAUUAACUUCACCAUAUAAUUCUGAUAUAUGGAAUGAAUUUGAACAAAGCUGCCAUUCAUCUUCUGAUAGUCUGAAGGAAAGUGGUGAACAUAAUCAGAGGGUUAGUCAGGAAAGUGUAGAAUUUCUAGAUAAAAUGAAAACUUCAGAUCAGCAAAUUAGAUACGCUGCAACUGAAAAUCCAUGUAUAGAAAAUACAAACAUACAAGAGAUUAGAGAGCUUUCUACACGAGUGCAUCAUCCAUGCAAUAUUUUGGAACCACCUCAAUGUGAAUCAACAUAUACAAGCCAAGGUAUACUCAAUCAACGACAGGAAAUCAGUCAACUGAAAGCAGAUUACUCUAACUUGUGCCAAGAUUAUAAAAUGGAAGACAGGUUGCCAGGCUAUGAAAAUAAUGAUUUAUUCAGUUCUGUUGGACUGGAAUUGGUGAAAUCAGAUAAUGAACAAACCUUUGCAAGUCCUGAUACUUGGAAUCAAUUCCAACAAGGGGUUAUAGAACUGAAUGGGAAAAUUUCAGAUUUUCAGAGCAAAUCUGGUGAGGACUUUUCUUUUUCUGACCUAGAAGAAAAAUGGAAAGAAUCUGCACACAAAGCAGAACAACCAGUGUUCGAACUUUGUGAUAUACAUUGUGACAUUGAUCAGGACAGCCAGCUGUCAAGCUCUGAAAUGCUGCAAGCCCAUCUGGCAGCCAUUGAUGCCAAAAAUCAGCCAUUAGAAGAAGGAAACCUGCAAACGAGGAAGAAUUCUGAACUCUAUAAAGAUUCUGGUUAUGAAUUUAUUCAGCCAUAUACAAAUCUUGACAUUUUGAAUACAGUUGAACAAGAGCAACCAAAAGACAUGGAUUCUAACAAACUUGUAGAAGAUGAGCAUAAUCAACCGCUCAAUGAAAUUCAUGACACUUGGAUGGACCCUGGUUGUGAAUUUCCUGAACUGCUUUCUGCUGGGAGUGAUGCUUACAGUGGAUCUGAACAGGAGCUAAUUGAAGCAGGUGGAAACAUUCCUGAUAUUGUGAAUAAUUAUUGCCAAAAUACAUGCCAGGCUUCUUCAGCAAAACCUGAUCUAUGGGAUAAUUCCAGUGAGUUGUUUCCUGGUUCAGCUUCUGUAAAUCCUGAUAUUUUAAAUGACUAUGAACUAGAAUCCAGCUACUCAGCUUCAAACAGUCCGGAUAGAUGGAGUGAAUCUGUCGAAGUAGAGAAACAAGAUUCUGGUGGUUCAGAUGCAUGGAUUGAUUCUGAAGAAAAAAAUGAAGAACUUGUGACCAAAUUGCCUGAUAUAAUGGACCCAUCCAGACAACCAUCUAGCCUAUCCAUCUCAGGUGAUCAUUCUUCAAGUGAGUUACCUGAGCAAAAUUGUCUUUUUUCAUAUCAAAAUGUGCAUGAUGUAUUAAUACAGCAGGCAAGCCAUAUACCUUUGAUAGCUGCAGAUUCAAAGGUUCAAUUAGAACAAUUAGAUAAUGUAGAGGAAUCAACAUCUGCUAAUGUAUGCACUGAGUCAGGACAAUAUUUUAACGCAGUAGAACAAAGAUCAGAUGAAAGUAAAGAUUUGAAAGUUUUAAAUAAUGUUAAUAUUGAAUCUUUGCAAGGUGCAAAGAUUCCUAUGGAUCCUGAUGCUUGGAUUCAUUUGGGAGAACAAAGGUCUGAAUCAAUUACGAAACAUCAGAGCUUACAAGAUAAAUACAGAGGGGUGGUAAGUUAUUAUGAUUUGGAAGAUAAUGAAUAUACAAGUCAUAGAAACAAUGUGGUGAACCAAGAAAAUCUAGAAAGUCCUAAUGCCUGGAAUCCAGUGGAAGAGGUUUCUGUCUGUGUGGCCAGUGCACUGCCUUGCUCAUGGACAGAAAAUGAGCAGUUCCAAACCUCUGGUUCUGAAAAUAAUGCUUACUACUUGACAAAAAAUAAAACUGAAUCUAUAACUCUGGACAAUAGAACUUUAUUUCAAGAAGGACGAGGUGUUUCAAAGGAAAAUCCAUCAACUUUAGAUCUAGUCAAUAAUUUGCCCAGUACAAAUGACAAGGAAAAAGAAGUUGAACCCUUUUUUUCAAAAUCCAGAUCUGUUGAGGACUAUUUAACUUCUGACUUGGACAGUCAGGAAGUAGCUUUACAUAAUUCAGGAGUGAUGGAGUACUUCUCUGUAUCAGAAGAAAAUCUUUUGCAUAUGGAACCACUGAAAGAUGUUUCUCUAGCAGUAAUGGUGGACUCUAAUUUAUGUGAUACAAUUUCAUCUGUAAGCAGCACUACUUCUAAAACUGUAAACGAUGAGGUUGUCCAUGGAGAGAAAACUGUACUUAGUAACAAAGAUCCUCUGCUAAGUCAUUCUGAAAUCCAACCUUGCAAUAGCAACACUAAGUUAGACAUGUUUAAAGAGAAUGCAGCAUUUGCCCAUGAAAAUCUAGAAAUAAUUUCAUCAACUAGCGUUUGUGAAUCUGUAGGGCAGGCAGAUUCAUUGAAAAAUACAACUGAAGAUGUUAAAGACACUAACAUAUUUCCACCAGCAGAUGGUACUUCAGCACUCUCUAUCACUGAGAUAUCAAACCAAAGAAAUUUAGAAACUGAAUGUUUACCACAUAAUGUGGAAAGUGCAUGGGUUACAGAUAGUAGUAACAGCAAUGUGACAUCAUCUAGCUUAUCAUCCAGUACCCACAAAUCAGAUAUUUGGGAAGAUCUCAGUCCUGAGGAUGGUGGUAUAAUUGAUGCUGAAGGGAUUUCUCAUCUCUCUGUUUCAGAGAGCAUUGCUGCAACAGAUAGGAUAAAAGGAAGUGAAUCAAGAGUGGAAAUUGCAGAGUGUUUGACAGAGUUCUGCAACAGAGGAAAUGAUCCAGUCUUGAAGCAAAGGUUUGAUAAUCAGUACAGCUUUUUGGUUUCUUCACAAAGACAUUGGACUAGCUUCAAACAAGGACUUCAGUGCAGGAGAAAUAGACUACAUAACUUUAUCUGGGAAAGAGAGACCCUGUGA